GGCGAGCAUUGCGCGUGGGGAGAAGACGGUGGAGAGUAUUGUGCAGCCUUUUCAUGACCGGAGAGUUCUGCAGCCGGAGAAGCCAUUCCGGCCACCGCGGUUCGACCACCAUGAAUACAACAAACCACCACCUCUCCUCGGCAACUCCGAUGCUAAGGAGGAGCGGAAGAAAGAAUGUACAUGCGCGUUGUUGAAACUUUCGAAGGAGCAAGUUGAGAAACUCAAAAAGAGAGCAAAUUCGUCUAACACAACUGAUGUGAACAUGGUGGGACUCGAUGAGAAACAGUUGCGACCAUACAGCCGAUAUGAAUCUAUUGCUGGCCACAUGUGGGUAUGUGCGUGCAAAGCCCGCAGUACUGGUGAUGGUGACGCCUCACAAUCGACAAUGAUUCGCGUGGCAGUCGACGUACGACGACGCCUUGGAACACCAAUUCCCAAUAACUUCACUGGAAACUCAACGCUAACUGCGGUGACACCAAAAUGCCAGUUCGGUAAUCUAAUAACCCAACCGUUGAGCUAUGCUGCAGGAAAAAUCCGAGAAGGGACGUGGAAGAUCACCGACGAGUACGCAAGGUCAGCCAUGGAUUUUUUGGCUGGUCAAGAAGACAUUAGUUGGGUCCGAACCUCGUACCACACUGUUGUUCAAUUCGACGCUCCGUUUUGGGGGAACCCUAAUUUGUCAUUGGGAAGUUGGAUGUCGCUACCGUUGUACGAGGCAGAUUUCGGGUGGGGGCGACCGUGUUACGUCGGGCCACCUACACUAAAUGCAGACGGAAAGUCGUUCAUCAUGCCAGGAACAACCGAUGAUGGCUCGCUCAUUGUAGCGAUACGACUGCAGACGAAGCAUAUGGAUGACUUUAAGAAAUUUUUCUACGAAGGUUUGUGAGGAACAAGAUUGAACAAAUCGAAAAUAAUGUCUCUCUCAAAUUAUGCAGUGUGGUCAUCCUUGUUGUUGUAGGGCCGAGCUUUUUUACUUUCUUCUUUUCUUUUGCAUGCAGUAAUUGAGUUGUUUGAAUUUUUUAAAUAUUAUUAUUUGAAAACUAUUGAGUGUGCCCUUUUGCGUCAUUUCGUGGCAGGUUGAUUAUUAUAUAUAUUUAUUAUGGUUCAAAUUU
This is a messenger RNA of Momordica charantia (bitter melon), 1112 nucleotides long. RefSeq names its product hydroxycinnamoyl-CoA:piscidic acid hydroxycinnamoyltransferase. The record is from RefSeq and is a predicted model, not a curated record. Lineage: Eukaryota; Viridiplantae; Streptophyta; Magnoliopsida; Cucurbitales; Cucurbitaceae. Gene Ontology annotation, molecular function: acyltransferase activity, transferring groups other than amino-acyl groups.